CUUUUUCCGUUCAACAAACUGGAGCAUGCUUGAUUGAAGGACACCGGUUUUCACUUGAAAAAUGUUUUAAAUCCACUAAAUACAUCAUUUUUAUUGCACAACCUAAGCAGGCAUUCUGAAGUGAAKCAACUGACAUAAAMUUAUAUAGAAACAGCGUGGAAACCGAGCAGCUGAAGGCCAAUAAUGGAGGCAGCGCAUACAUAUUCUGUUGSCGAAGUCUUGAAACAUUUGAACGUGUCAGAGACCAAAGGACUGAGUUCUGAACAAGUUAAAAAAUUACAAGAAACUCAUGGCCCAAAUGAGUUGCCCGCUGAAGAAGGGAAGCCUUUGUGGAGACUAGUUUUGGAGCAGUUUGACGAUUUGCUGGUUAAAAUUCUUCUUAUUGCUGCUGUUAUAUCGUUUGUUUUAGCAUUGUUCGAAGAAGGUGAAGAUCAAACCACAGCAUUCGUUGAACCGCUUGUCAUUCUUAUUAUUCUCAUUUUGAACGCUAUCAUCGGUGUAUGGCAGGAAAGAAGUGCAGAGAGUGCAAUAGAAGCUUUAAAAGAAUAUGAACCAGAAAUAGCUAAAGUGCUGCGUCAGGAUAGACCAGUUGUACAAAGAAUCAAAGCCAGAGAACUAGUUCCUGGAGAUAUUGUGGAAGUGGCAGUCGGAGACAAAGUGCCUGCAGACAUACGUAUCACCAAUAUCAAGUCUACAACACUGAGGGUUGACCAGUCUAUAUUAACAGGUGAAAGUAUGAGCGUAAUAAAACACACAGAUGCAAUACUGGACAAGAAAGCAGUCAAUCAAGAUAAAACWAACAUGCUUUUUUCUGGAACCAAUAUUUCCUCUGGUAAAUGCUGUGGUGUUGUUAUUGGUACUGGCGUCAACACAGAAAUAGGAAAAAUUCGAAAUGAAAUGGURGAUACAGAAGGUGAAAGAACUCCACUUCAACAGAAACUUGAUGAAUUUGGAGAACAACUAUCUAAGGUGAUCUCUGUAAUCUGUAUAGCAGUAUGGGCCAUUAAUAUUGGYCACUUUAAUGAUCCUAUUCAUGGAGGAUCAUGGAUCAAGGGCGCCAUUUACUAUUUUAAAAUAGCUGUAGCUUUAGCCGUAGCUGCAAUUCCAGAGGGUCUUCCAGCUGUUAUCACUACRUGUUUAGCAUUAGGAACCCACAGAAUGGCUAAGAAAAACGCUAUAGUAAGAAGCCUUCCUUCAGUAGAAACUCUUGGUUGUACAUCUGUGAUUUGUUCUGACAAGACAGGGACAUUGACGACGAAUCAAAUGUCAGUCCACAAGUUUUUCAUUCUGAAGGAUGUGAAACGAGGGCAUGCAGAUUUCCAUCAAUUUGUUGUGGAGGGAACAACAUAUAAUCCAACUGGAAAAAUUACUGAGAAUGGGGAAGAAAUUGAUGUAUCAAAAUAUGAUGCCUUACCAGAGUUUGCAUGUAUUUGUUCAUUAUGUAAUGACUCCAGCUUAGAUUUCAAUAGUGUCAAAAAGAGCUAUGAGAAGGUUGGUGAGUCCACAGAAACUGCCCUGUCAGUACUAGUAGAGAAGCUGAAUGUCUUUGGUCUUAAUUUGGCUGGUAAAAGUAAAGCUGACUUAGCUCAUGCUUGUAAUGAAGACAUCAAGAACCAUUUCCAAAAGGACUUCACUCUUGAAUUCUCCAGAGACAGGAAAUCCAUGAGUUGUUUYUGUAAACCAAAUAGCAAUGGACCUAACAGUGUUCUWGGCAAGGAUCCCAAAAUGUUUGUUAAGGGUGCYCCAGAGAGCAUUCUUGAGAGAUGUGACUUUGUUCGAGUAGGAAAAACAAAACAAACAUUAACACCCAGACUGAAGCAAGAAAUCACAGAACUUGUAAUGCAAUAUGGAACAGGAGCCGACACCCUUMGAUGUUUGGCCUUAGCAACCGUAGAUGAGCCAAUAUCGCCCGGUGACAUGGACUUGGAAGCUUCUGAGAAUUUUAUCAAUUAUGAAAGUCACAUGACAUUUGUGGGUGUGGCAGGUAUGCUUGAUCCACCUCGUACUGAAGUAGCAGYUGCCAUAGAAAAGUGUGAAGAUGCUGGAAUAAGGGUGAUUGUUAUUACAGGAGACAACAAGUCAACUGCAGAAGCUAUUUGUAGGAGAAUCAAGAUCUUUGGACCUGAUGAAGAUACUGAGGGACUUUCAUUCUCUGGUAGAGAAUUUGACGAUCUUAGUCCUGAGGGUCAGAGAAGAGCUUGUUUGGAUGCUAGAUUGUUUUCAAGAGUAGAACCAUCUCACAAGAGUAAAAUAGUAGAGUAUUUACAAGGUGAAGGAGAGAUUUCUGCUAUGACUGGUGACGGUGUCAAUGAUGCUCCUGCUCUCAAGAAGGCUGAGAUUGGUGUUGCUAUGGGAAGUGGGACAGCRGUUGCUAAGUCUGCCUCUGAAAUGAUUUUAGCUGAUGAUAAUUUCUCGACCAUUGUGGCAGCAGUAGAAGAAGGGAGAUCUAUUUAUGACAACACUAAACAGUUUAUUCGAUAUCUUAUCUCGUCAAAUAUUGGUGAAGUAGUCAGCAUAUUCCUUACAGCUGCGCUUGGAAUGCCAGAAGCUCUUAUCCCUGUACAACUUCUAUGGGUUAACCUCAUGACUGAUGGACCCCCUGCAACUGCACUAAGCUUCAACCCCCCUGACACAGAAAUCAUGAAGAAACCACCAAGAUCUCCUAAGGAACCUUUAAUUAGUGGCUGGCUGUUCUUCAGAUAUCUUGCCAUUGGUGUUUAUGUGGGUGUGGCUACUGUUGGGGCGUCGGCAUGGUGGUUUAUGUUCUAUGAUGGUGGACCACAGAUGACUUUCUAUCAGCUGACUCAUCAUAUGCAGUGUCCUAAUGAUCCUACUAAUUUUGCYGGUGUUAACUGUGCUAUAUUUGGUGAUUUACAUCCCAUGACUAUGGCUUUAUCUGUACUUGUUACCAUAGAAAUGCUGAACGCCCUUAACAGUUUAACAGAAAACCAAAGUUUGUUGACAAUGCCUCCAUGGAAAAACCCUUCACUGCUAGUCGCUAUUACUGCAUCGUUUGCCAUGCAUUUCUUUAUCCUCUUUGUACCAUUUUGUAAUACAAUCUUCCGUAUAACACCUCUGAACUGGGUAGAGUGGAUGGCUGUUCUCAARCUAUCAUUCCCUGUCAUUUUACUAGACGAAGUUUUAAAAUUUAUCUCGAGAAGGCUAAGUGUUUCAAACAACGUACAUCACCACAAACAAAAGACAGAUUAAAAAGCAUGCUGGGAAUGCGUUACAUCGUCAUGUGUACCAUCUCGUGUGGCCAUGAAAGUAGAAGAYYCGUUCAUKUCUUGGGAAYGAUACACAUGUCUCUUCUCAAGAAGAUCAAAAUGGUCACUUAUAAUCACGAACAAUUGCCUCACGUAAAUGCCCGCGUUUGUGGUAUUUAAUUAUUAUCUUGUGCAACAUUGAUAUUGGGAAAGGGGAGGGGAGGGYGGGGAAUUAGCACCUUAUAAGAUUUUCUUUAUAUCAUUGUGGCAUCACUGCUGUUUUAUUUUGAAAACAGAAUUGCUUCAGGCCGCUUUAUGAAAUUCUAUUCAGUUUACAAAUUUUUGUAUAAAGUUUAUUAUUAUGCAAUAUUUAGCCGGGCAUUACAUACAGAGAUGUUUUUAUUGUCUCGAGACAGCAGCCACGUUGAAGAUCGGAAUACAUUAUAUUAUACCCUUGAUGACAUUUUCAAAGGAAGCAUUCUUUCUUAUGCAUUAUUUCAAUUAGUAGUCGUAAAAAACCUCUAUAAAAGGCAAUGUGUUGCGACAGCAUUUUGUACAGCAAAGCAUGCUGGGAGAUUUAGUCCUCGGSAUAAAAUUUUCCCAAAAUCUGUCUUGUUCUUCCUUCACACAAACGUCAGACUUGCAUUUGUGUAGAGGAAAYAGAUUUUAUUUUAUAUUUAAAGUGGACCUAGAACAGUGCAGAGUGUACRCCACCCAUCAUGCCUUGCAUGACGAAAUGACGUCGCCGCGCAUAGCGUACUGUCGUUCUCCUGCGCGUUUUACUAUCAAUAUUUUCUCCUUUUUUAUGUUUUCUGUUUUCCGGUUGUCCAGUUACAGUAUUUUUUUGUCAUCAUUCAUGAUAAUUCAAACGCUCAAUUCAUCAAUAAAGGAUAUUUGUCAUCUCGCCAUUUUUAUUCUCAUUCAGAAACAUUUUAACUAAUGGAAGCACUCCAUACUCUUUGGACUCAAAACAGGAGUUUAUUAUGUAGUAAUUACAUAUAGACUAUGAAACAGUUUGUAGAAGAAGAGAGUAGUUGAAACGAGGGCAUUAUGCAGUGAUCGUUGCAAACAGAAAAAGGUCGUUCCGAAAAACAAAUAGUUGCCCAAGAACGCAUCCAGCUUCCAAGGGAAACUAUCACAGCAAAAUGUCCGCGAUUUCAACUGCUUUUUGAUUUUAUUAUUCAACAACAAAAUUUUCUGGAGCGGCAGUUACUAUCGCGUCACGUGGUCGACUCUUACAAAUGAGAGUAGUGUCGAGUAGCAGAGGAAAAUGUGUGACUUACAAUGAACUAGUAGAGUGGGUUUCCUUGGAAUGUAAUAAAACAGACAACAAAUAGUUCACAGUCAUUUUCUUUUCACACUCGUAGGAAAACCGCUCUAGUAGACUUUAGUUGGAUUGUUUUCCUUUGUUUGAGAUAUCCUUUGCCAAAAUGGUCGCUGCUCAUUGGCAUCAGUUUAAUAAUCUUUCUUUUCCAACAUAAGAUUAAAUAACCUUCAACAUAAACUUCUGCUGUAAUGUGAUGUCAUAAUGAUAUUUAUGUAUAACAACGAUAACUUAUUUUCGGUUUUUGUUUUGCUACUUCAUGAUUUUACUCAAAUUCCAAAUGAUUUUACUGAAACCGGUUCAAUGGGUUUUAAUCGCCCUUGCAUAAAAUUAUUCACUUAUAUAUAAUAUUUCUAUACUUAUGUAUUCCUUGUACAGACAAAUUAGUCGCUUAAUUUAAUUUUUUUUAGAAAUAUUUAAAGCAUUAGUAGUUUACUUUUUCAAUUAGACUUGUUUGCUGUAAAGGUAUUUGAGAGUAGAUCUGGUAUACUGUCAUGAUUUAUAAAUACAAAACAAUAUUCUCCAAAAUCUUUAUCAAAGCAAUUGAUUUUCACAAUUCAUCCUUUGCAAGGUUAAUUGUUAUUCUUUCGUGAUUAUUGUUCGCUUUCUACAAUUGCAUUCUGGUCUUGCUUCACGUGGGCUGAAGCUAUACCGCAAUGCACCUUGGGUUUGCGGUUUUUGGCGAAAAAAAAAAGGUUACCAAUCUAUGAAAUUUGAAUCUGUCAUGUUGAGYGCAAUGUUUUCAGUUACCUUUCGACGUGUCCAUAUAGUCGUCCCAAUUAGAACAAACGUGUACGGUUACUUGCGACCGGCAUGAUCCAUAUGAUUCUAUGGACACUAAACCUUGUGGGGUCAGUAAAAUGCUUCAUGUCUCAAGAAAAAGCAAACACUCCAUUUUUAAAAGCUGAUCGAGGGACAUACUUCUGUUAAUAUAAGCUUGUAACAUCAGGUUAUCGUGAUAAGAAUGCUUACUAUUUAUCAAUAUCGGACUAUACAAUUCACACGAAAGUGAACUAACCAUUCUUAUCAGUGAACGGUGGUACAAGUUUUGCCGUAUUCCUUAUUGAUAAUAUAAACAUGUCAAUUUAUAUCCAAGCAAUAAAAUAUAAAGUUCAUGAUCA
Messenger RNA from Exaiptasia diaphana, 5651 nucleotides. RefSeq names its product sarcoplasmic/endoplasmic reticulum calcium ATPase 2. The transcript is spliced from 28 exons. Gene Ontology annotation, cellular component: membrane. Gene Ontology annotation, biological process: calcium ion transmembrane transport; intracellular calcium ion homeostasis. The record is from RefSeq and is a predicted model, not a curated record. Bases 184 to 3210 code for a protein of 1008 amino acids. Gene Ontology annotation, molecular function: ATP binding; P-type calcium transporter activity; ATP hydrolysis activity. Lineage: Eukaryota; Metazoa; Cnidaria; Anthozoa; Actiniaria; Aiptasiidae.